GACAUCACAGGGAGCCGUCCAGGAAAUCGCCUUCUAGUGUUUAGUCCACACACGUGAGUCUUCCCCAAAGUUGGGCGAGAGUCCCGUCCGCUCUGCAUUCCUUCUGCGUCUCUGACAUGGAGGAAAUACUGUCCUUCUGGGAUGUGGCCAUUGAUUUCUCUCCAGAAGAAAGGGAAUGCCUGGAGCCUGCUCAGUGGAAUUUGUACAGGGAUGUGAUGUUGGAGAAUUACAGCAACCUUGAUUUCCUUGGUCUUGCUGUGUCUAAGCCACACCUGGUGACAUUUCUGGAGCAAAGACAAGAAUCUUCAGAUGUGAAGAGACAAGCAGCAGCCAACGUGCAGCCAGGAAUAACCACCAAUGAUUAUCACAUUUACACAAAGGCCAUUGAUUUUAACUCACUGCAUAUUCAACGCCAGAGAAUUCAUAAAAGGGAGAAACUCUACAAGUGUGAAGAAUGUGGUAAAGGCCUUAGUUCUCAUAAAACACUCUCCAUACACAAGAGACUUCAUACUGGAGAAAAACCCUAUAUGUGUAUAGAAUGUCAUAAGACCUUUAAUACUCGUGAAUCACUUUUUAUACACCAGAAAAAUCAUACUGAUGAAAAAACCUACAAGUGUGAAGAAUGUGGCAAAUUAUUUUACUAUCCUUCAAUGCUGAAGCAACAUCAAAGAAUUCAUUCUGGAGAGAAACCCUACAAGUGUGAAGAGUGUGGCAAAGCAUUUUAUACUUUUUCAGUGCUGAAACAUCAUCAAAGGAUUCAUACUGGAGAGAAACCAUACAAGUGUAUAGAAUGUGGCAAAGCUUUUUAUGAACCAUCAUUUCUUCAGGUACAUAAGCGAAUUCAUACUGCAGAGAAACCCUACCAGUGUGAAAAAUGUGGCAAGUGUUUUUGUUCAUCUUCAUACCUUAGACGACAUCAAAUAAUCCAUUUUGAACAAAAACCCUACAAGUGUGAACAGUGUGGCAAGUGUUUUUCUUCAUCUUCAUCUCUUAGAGGACAUCAAAUAAUCCAUUCUGAAGACAAUCCCUACAAGUGUGAAGAGUGUGGCAAAAGAUUUUCCUGCUUUUCACACGUUCAAGAACAUCACAGAGUCCAUACUGGAGAGAAACCAUACAAGUGUGAGGAGUGUGGCAAGUGUUUUUCCUCAUCUUCAUCUCUUAGAAAACAUCAACCAAUCCAUUCUGAGGACUACAAAUGUGCACAGUGUGGCAGAUGUUUUAACUCACCUUCAUCCCUCAGACGACAUCAAAUAAUUCACUGGGAAGACAAUCCCUACAAAUGUGAAGACUGUGGCAGAUGUUUUUACUCAUCCUUUUCUUUGAGAAGACAUCAAACAAUCCAUUCUGAAGACAAUCCCUAUACAUGUGUACAAUGUGGCAAACGGUUUUUCUAUUCUAGGAGUCUACAGGAACAUCAAACACUUCAUACUGGAGAGAAACUAUACAAAUGUGAGGAAUGUCACAAAGGCUUUCGGUAUCACUCAGGCUUUAUGAAACACAAGAGAAUUCAUUCUGAUACUGGCAAUUGAUGACUCCUGAGGGAGACAAUCUGAGAGGCUUUUGGGUUGAAGUCAGUUGUCCCCUACACCUGGAGGGAGCACUAAGUGGAAUGAAGAAAUAACAAAGAAAAGGCCCACGAAGGUGGAAGAGCAAUGUUCUUUUCUAAGGGUGAGAAGCAAUAGGUGAAGGAAUGUGGAGAUUUGAGUAAAACAUUCAAUAUGCAUGUAUUCAAUUCUCCCAAACUAAUAUCAUCUUAAACCUCGUUGGUUUUGGAUAUGUCCAAACUUGACUUGUUUUAGCAGUGAUUACAGCACAUGAAUCUGGCUGUCAUAAAGUUUACAGAGGGUCAGCAUCCUACUGGGAAGGCAUCAUGAGGGAUCAAGGGAGUGACUCCCAGAAGGGCUCAGAUGCUAAGGACUAAAAAGCCCUGUAUCAGUGUAACCUCAGGAAAGAGACGGGGAUGGCUUUGCAGAGAUGAGAUGCAGCCAGACUCACCUUGUAUCUUCCACUUGGCUUUGCCAUGAGCACAACAGGUGAACAGUGGCCUCACCACCUUCCCUGACCUCCCUCCUACAUCCAUAGAGAUCACAGCUGUUGUUGUUCCUGGUUAUCCAUCAUUAUGAAAGUUAGGGAAGGAGAGUAACAGUCAUAUGACCUAGGUGGGUAGGAAGUUAGAAGACUAUACAUCACAUACCUUCUAUCAUUUUUUAGUUUUGUUAAUAUCAGUUUUGUUAAUAUCAGUUUGCUAACCUGUAAAAGUCAUAUACAUUAUAGGAAACAAAGAGAAACAAAUAAGCCUCUAGAUUGCAUAACAAAGGGAGUCUAUGCUUCCAGCUUUAAUUUCCAUCAUAGUUAAUAACAGAAAGGCUGGUGUGUGGGAAGGUUCUAUUUUUAAGAAAAAUGUCUAAGAAUUGGUCAGCAGUAGACUUUGAACUAAGGUCCUGUUUCCUAUGUGUUUUUUGAGCCAAUAUUUUCUUCUAGCUUGACAUCUCUAUAGACCUAGUUAUUAAUUUCCUCAGAACAUAGAAGGAUAUUUCCUUAUGAAUGGAAAGGUAUCCUUAAUGGCUAUACAGUUCUUCUAGAAGAGUAUGACUCUUUAAGCUACAGUCUGUGGAGAAAGUUUUUCAAGGGAUGAGUUUAUGUGAGAACUAUGGCAGACACACACUCUCAGGAGUAGUAGUUCAGCAUAGACUCCCAAGCUCAGGAGUAAAUAGUAUAACAAAGGCUCACACUGUCAAGAGUAGAUAGUAUAACAGGGACAGACCCACUCAGGAGUAAAUAGUACAGCAGAAACAUAUGCUCUCAGCAGUUGAUAGUAUAGCAGAGACACGAUCCUCAGGAGUAAAUGCUAUAGCAGAAAUGCGCCCUCUUAGGACUAAAUAGUAGAGCAGAGACUCAUAAUCUCAGCUGCCAUUUCUCAUUUCUUUCUGUAAUAUUAAACAUAUUUUAAAAGUAAAAUAAUUCAUAUGUGAAAAUUAACAAUACCUGAAAACUACAGUGUUCUCAAAUAUUGUUUUAACUUGGGAAAGGUAUGUUUCAUUUGUUGAUGCUAUGAAAUGUUACUUUAAUUGUGUAACGUUGUGUUACAUUUGUUUCUGCUGCCUUUGGUAAUGAUAUAAAGAUAUGCUGAAUUUGCUUCACUUUGUCUGCUUAAGGCACCUGAUUGGUUCAAUAAAAAGCUGAAUAGCCAAUUGCUAGAGAGGGAUAGACAGAGCUUGUAGGCAGAAGGAAAAAAUAGAAAGAGGAAUCUAAGAUGGAGGAAAAGGAAAAAAGAAGGCAGAGAGGGACCCCCCAGGGCCUGAAGCCAGGCAGCUUCCAGACAGCCAUGGAGACAGCAGGGAAGUAAUAUGUACAGAAAAAAAGAAGGUAAAGAGCCCCGAGGCAAAAUGUGGAUGAAAAACAGGUUAAGUUAUAAGAGCUGGCAAGAAACAAGCCUAAGCUAAGGCAGAGCAUUCAUAACUAAUAAGUCUCCAUGUCAUGAUUUGGGAGCAGGUUGGUGGCCCAGCAGAAAGCCUGUGAAAUUACAGAGGUGAUGAACUUCUGUGCAGUUAGAACAGAUAUUCCAAAUAUAAUCUGAGGCAUUAACACUGGAUUUGACACUAUCUGUACUGAAUAUAUUUUAUGCACUUAUACACCAUGAAAAUUAAAGUCCAUGACAGAGUUGGAACCUGACAAUCUGUUAUCAUAUGUCCUCUUUCACAAACCAUGUUCAUUACCUGCUUUAAAUCCUUCCUCAUCUUCAAAUAUUUAAACCUUAUUCUCUUUUCUACUUUACAUAGUGUACACACAUAUACAUUUCCUCACAAAUGUGGUGGUAAUCUAAUUAUACUGAAAUGUGAUUUUGAUUGUAUAUUA
Molecule: messenger RNA, 3855 nt
Organism: Peromyscus maniculatus bairdii (prairie deer mouse)
Lineage: Eukaryota; Metazoa; Chordata; Mammalia; Rodentia; Cricetidae
Biological process (GO): regulation of transcription by RNA polymerase II; embryo development
Cellular component (GO): nucleus
Molecular function (GO): DNA-binding transcription factor activity, RNA polymerase II-specific; RNA polymerase II transcription regulatory region sequence-specific DNA binding
Source: RefSeq, a predicted model, not a curated record